UCAAAAGAAAUAAUGAAAAUACAAAGAUUUCUUUUAUCUAUCACUUUUAUAAAUGCCGAAAAAAUAUCAAAAUUUUUUGAAACCCACAUUUAUUAUGUACCUAGAAAAGUCAAAGUCCAAUUAAGAGAAACAUCGUUGGAAACAAAUUGUGCAAGCAAUAUGGCCACAAUUAAGAAUAGUUUAAUAAAACCUUUCAAUAAUUGUGUCAAGAAAACAACAUCACCAAGGGCUCCUAUAAUAGAAACCGGUUUACUUAAACCCUGUGAAAAUACUUCUUUAACAAACUUAGGACCACGUAAUAAUUUAUUUGAAAUGAGAAAUUCAUCAUUUCUGUUGUCAAGUUGUUGCAAAGAAGAGUUUUAUCUAGUGAAAAGAAUACAUCUCAUAUACAUAAUGUCGAAAUCUAAAAAAUGUCCACAUUACCCAACAUGCUCCAAAAAAAAUUUUCGUAGCAGCAAAAGCCACUGUGUUUCUAACAUCUUUGAACAAUCAUGUAAGGUGCAUAAUCAAUUAUUGAAAAAGUCUGCAAUGCCAUGCUGUGGACAUAUGGAUAGUUUCACAAAAAAAAAACGCUGUAUUGAAAAAGACUAUGAACAUAUGCUAAGACAAAUUUCCAAAUUGAUGCGUACAUGUAAAUCAGAAAAUUUCAAAGUACGGGAAACUUCAAAGCAUUGUUACCCAAAGUUACCAAAGAAACCUAAAUGUAAGAAAGAAAUUGUUCCACUCUGUGAAAACUGUAAGAAAAGUUUGAAGGUAAAGCCAAAAAAUAUUUGUAAGCCAAAAUGUAUGAACAACUUUGGUAAAAUACUAAAAAGUACAUAUAACCGGUGUUCUAAACAAGCUAAGACGAAAUUGAAGAAUCAUAAUGUGGGUAAAGUAAUAAAGGAUACAUAUGGUCAAUGCGCCCAAAAAGCUAAAAUGAAGCUCAAAACAAUACAUUUGGACCAAAUUAUAAAAAAAUUAUAUGGCCAAUGUUCGCAACAAGUUACAUCUAAACUUAAGACAAAAUUGAAACCUACAAAGCAAGAUUGCUAUAUGUUUAGUAUGCAUGUUUUCCCAAACCAGAAACUAGAGCGUGAACCUAAGAUGUGUCACUUCAAAGAAAAUGCCGUAUUUCAAUUUUGGUCUAUAAUGAAUCCAGAACAAUCGAAGAUUGUAAAUUGUGCAGCUAUAAGCAAGAGGGAUACAAAUAUUAAAAACAAUACUUCGAUAUUUGAAAUGCAGCAGAGAAAUUAUUUAAAAAGCAAGCUUUUGUUAAUAAAGAAGACGACGUCAGUAGUGUUUGUUGAUGUUAAUAAUUUUGCUGAAUAUGACAUUUGCCUCCAGGGGAUGUUUAAAAAUCCCAGUAAAGGUUCCCACAAGAGUCCGAAGAGUAUAUCUUUUGAUAUACCUGAGGAUAAUGGUUCUUCCCAUAGUUGUGUAGAGUCUUGGCAGCCACAACAUGCUUGUAUUGAAAAUUCCCAAGAUACGGAUGAACCUAAAUGUAUCUUAUGCGACAAUCAUGUUAACGAAAUAUCGAACGAAUGCAAAAGUAACCUUUGCAAUGCAAAAACUUCUCCCAUCAAGGUGAAACUUCCAUUCCCUAAAUGUAUAGAUUGUACAAGGGAUAACAAACAAUGUGAUAUGGGUCUAAAUACAUUGCCACAAAACAUUGAAGAAGCAUGUAGACCAAUUAUAAAUAGUAGAACACCAAGAAUUAUAAGACGGCAAAAAAUUACAUCCAGUUUUCCACCGGAUUGCAUAAUAGAAAUAAAUAACAGCGGAAAAGAUCUCAGGUCACUUGAAUUGCUAGAUUGCUUUCAGCAGUUGAAGAAAGACGGUCAGCAAGGGAGAAAUAAAAAAUGCCAACGACCCUUUUGGAUUAAAUUAUUCCAGAAGAUUACUAAGAAAAGCAAAACAUCCAAAAAAAAACUUUGCAAGACUUCCAAAGAACUUAAUAAAUCUUUUCUUAAAGAUGACAAUAAUAGUAAUAAGAUAUUAACGUUCAGUGACUUUAAAAAAAUGAAUGCACAACAACUGAUAGACAUAAUAUGUGAAUUGAAAAAAGCCACGUCUUGUGAUUCGCCCCGGAAAUUAAUAGAGGAGGAUGGAACAAGUUCCGAAAGCAAAUCAAGUAAUUCUUUUUUUGGAAAAGGUCCAAAAGUAGAACAAAAAUCCGUGGGUCUAGAAAUGUGGGAUACCAAUUCUUUUAAGGAACAUUUAAAAACUAAACGUAAAGUUUUUACAAGUAAUUAUUCACAAUGCGAGAAAGAUUUAAGUAAAUCUGUAAAAAAUAUUUAUUGGCGUUGUGCAACGAAGGAUGGUAAGAAAAAAAAGAAAAGAAACAAACUGACUAAAGUUAAAAAACCACAAAUAUUAAAGCAACAAAUAAUUAAAUGCCACGUAUCACAUCGAGGAAUGAGGUUUAGGGAUGUAGAUCAACAACCAGUAAACAUAAGAGAUAUCGAUUAUUGUGGUAAACACCUAACUACGGUACAUUCGAUUGAAUGUAUUCAGUCUUUAAAUGGUUACCAAGAAAAGAUUGAAAAGCCUUAUCGUCCCUUUUGGUUCAAAGAAUUUUCAAACAAAACUAAACCAAAGAAAAAUCAAGAAAGCCAAGCUUGCGAGGCGGAUAUAGAAGAACAAUGUGAACUUGUUCUCGAAGAACAUAACGUAGAAACAGAUGAACUAACGUUCAGUGUAUUUGAAAUAAGCACCGAAAAGCAAAUCAAACACGUAAUAUAUGACAUCGAAAACGUCCCGUCAUCUUACCAUUCUAGUUUAAGAAAAAUAGAAAGUACACAAACAUGUGCAGUACUAGAUACAAAUGAACCCUGUAAUAUUAUUUUGUCUGAAGACAUCGAACUAACGUUUAGUGAUUUUCAAACAAUGAACGAUAACCAGCUUAUGGAUAUAAUAUGCCAAUUACAAAACGCCAUGUUUUCUUCUGAAUCAAUAGCCCGAAAUCCACGUAGACAAUGUUUUGAGGUAAAUGUCAAACAGUGUGAUGAUAAUGGAUUAACAUCUGGAGAUUUUCAAAGUAUUAGCCUAAGACAACUGAAAGAUAUAAUAUCUGGAUUAGAAGCACUGAAUACCUCUGUUUGUGAUACGAGCAACAGUUCCACGAUGAAAAUCGAAACAAGCUCUACAAUCAAAUCAACCAGCUCUACUUGUAUUAUCGAUGGAGUACAAGAAUCUGUUUCGAGUGUUGUUUACUCGUCGUCUUCCUAUAGCUCAGAUAUAGAUAUUGUUCAGCCAGGGUUAAAUUUUUUAAUACGUCCUAAUACUGCUAAUGUUCACAAAUUCUUUCGAAUUUUUUGUAUUAAAUGAAACUGGUUUUAAAACUUAAUGCUUUUGAAUAAAGUAUGUUUAUCAAU
Papilio polytes (common Mormon) is the source of this 3356-nucleotide messenger RNA. RefSeq lists its product as uncharacterized. The transcript has 14 exons. Bases 13 to 3309 code for a protein of 1098 amino acids. Lineage: Eukaryota; Metazoa; Arthropoda; Insecta; Lepidoptera; Papilionidae. The record is from RefSeq and is a predicted model, not a curated record.